UUUCCACGGAGACGCUGCCAACAAGACCAACAAGAGAAAUCAGGAAGAACAGAAAGACAAACGAAGCUGCAGGUGGAAUACGGCGUUUCUGAAGAAGAGCCGUGACCAGGGUGAAGGCAGCGAGAGCUGAUUUGGAUUCAGCAGCAUGGAUCAGGAUCAGGAUGUGAAUGAGAGCGUUCCUCUGCUCAGAGAGCAGAAGAAACAGAGCAGAGGUCAAAGAGCAGAGGAGCCACAUCCCAUCCCAACAUGUCUGACUUGGUGCUGCUCACUCUGCAGCACACAGAGACCAGACUCACCCGAAGCUCGACCCGUAACUGGACCAGAGACCGUGUCAGAAUAUGAACCCCACUCUGGAUCAGAAACCAUAUCAGUUUAUGAACCUGAAUCUGUACCGGUACCAGAACCCCAGAAUCUAUCAGGAUACGGACUCAACUCUAAACCUGAACCUCCAUCUGAGACCUUAUCAGGAUGUGAACCUGGAUCAGAACUGGUACCAGAACCUGACUCUCUGUUGGGAUUUGAACCAAAACCUGAACUUGUGUCAGGUUUUGGAUUAAUGUCAGUACCAGAACCUGAGACGUUAUCGAGUUAUGAAUCCAACAAUCAGACCAUCUCUGAACCUGAAAACUGUCUCUCCACCAAUCACAGCCACAGUCAGAGACCGGACUCUCCUGAACCUCAACCUGGACCUGAGGUAGCAUCUGAACACAAACUCUACGCUGAACUGGAAACCGGAUCAGAAACCAAAUCACUUCAUGAACCUGACUUAGUACCAGACACUGAGGCACCAUCAGGGUUUGAACCCAACUCUGAACCUGAACUUCAAUCUGAGACCUUAUGUGGAUCAGAACCGGUACCAGAACCUGACACCCGGCUGGGAUUUGAACCCAACUCUGAACUUGUAUCUGGAUCAGUUAAUGAACCUGAAUCAGUAUCAGUACCUGGAUCUGAGACUCUGUUCGGAUUUGAACCUUUACCUCCAACUAUCGCUGAACUUACAGAGCUUCCUGAACCUAAACCUGAACCUGAUCCUGAUCCUGAACCUGAACCUGAUCCUGAUCCUGAACCUGAACCUGAACCUGAUCCUGAUCCUGAACCUGAUCCUGAUCCUGAACCUGAACCUGAACCUGAACCUGAACCUGAACCUGAUCUUGAACCUGAACCUGAUCCUGAACCUGAACCUGAUCCUGAACCUGAACCUGAACCUGAUCCUGAUCCUGAACCUGAACCUGAACCUGAUCCUGAACCUGAUCCUGAACCUGAACCUGAUCCUGAUCCUGAUCCUGAACCUGAUCCUGAUCCUGAACCUGAUCCUGAUCCUGAACCUGAACCUGAACCUGAUCGCUCUUCCACUCAAAGCAGCACACAGAAACCAGACUUUCCUGAACCUCAACCUGGACCUGAGACUGUGUCCGAACACAAACCCAAUGCUGACCUUUUGUCUGGGUCAGAAACCAAAUCAGUUCAUGAACCUGACUCAGUAGUCAAGUCUGAACCUGAACCUCCAUCUGAGACCUUAUCAGGAUGUGAAUCUGGGUCAGAGCUGGUACCAGAACCUGUCACCAUGUUGGGAUCUGAACCUUUACCUCAUCCUCAGGCCAUCUCUGAACCUCUGGAGGGUUCUGGACCUGAAGAUGAAAUCUCUACCAAUCAAAGUCACACAGAGGAACCAGACUCUCCUGAACCUCCUGCUGUACCUGGGCUUGAAAUUGAAUCCAAAGACGAACCCUACUCUGAACUUGUACCUGGAACUGAACCCAUAUCAGAUAACGAUCCUGAAUCUGAGACAGUAUCAGGGUUUGAACCCAACACUGAACCUGAGCUUCAAUCUCAGACAUUUAUAGGAUGUGAAUCUGGAUCCAAGCUGGGACCAGAACCUGACACCCUGUUGGGAUCUGAUCCAUUACCUCAUCAUCAGAGCAUCUCUGAACCUCCAGAGGGUUCUGGACCUGAAGACGAUCACUCUAACAAUCAAAAGUAAGUUUCUGUUAUGUCACCUAUGUCUGAAAUAUCAUGUGGUCAGACUGGAUGAAGUUGGUGUGGUUGAAGCAAACACUCUGGGGUUGGAGGAAUUCAUGGAACCCAGAGUUAAGGGCUUUCAUUUGGCUUCAAGGUUAUUCAACAGACAACGUAAAGCAGCUCCUUCCUAGAUGAUGACAGAUUUGUGAACCAGCAGAACUGGAUAGAGGGCUGCAGGGUUAUCAUGGUUGAUCUGGCUCCAUAUUGUUUGGAGAGUUGGAACAAUUAGUCCUGGCUAUUUUAUUUUAUUUUAUUUUUUUCAUUUUUUUUCUCCGAAGAGUUUUUGCGGCGCUAGUGGCUCGUAUU
Messenger RNA from Xiphophorus maculatus (southern platyfish), 2325 nucleotides. RefSeq names its product vegetative cell wall protein gp1-like. The transcript has 7 exons. NCBI's taxonomy places the organism in Eukaryota, Metazoa, Chordata, Actinopteri, Cyprinodontiformes, Poeciliidae. The coding region runs from base 146 to 1981 and encodes 611 amino acids. The record is from RefSeq and is a predicted model, not a curated record.